Molecule: messenger RNA, 1822 nt
Organism: Gossypium raimondii (Peruvian cotton)
Lineage: Eukaryota; Viridiplantae; Streptophyta; Magnoliopsida; Malvales; Malvaceae
Exons: 9
Coding region: 180-1046 (288 amino acids)
Molecular function (GO): acyltransferase activity, transferring groups other than amino-acyl groups
Source: RefSeq, a predicted model, not a curated record
UAUUGAUAAUAUAAUAGGUUGUGAUUCCUUUUCACUUCAAUUUUCCUAUUUUGAUUUUUAAGCUUCUAAUUCCAUUACUUCAAAUAUAUAUACUCCAAAGUUGGGAUUUUCUUUUCUCUUUUUCCUUUUUCAAGUAAAGAAGGAAAUAGAAAUUUUCCGGGAAAAAGAAUCCAGCUACCAUGUCAACCAUUUCGAUUUACAGAACAGAAUUCUUGACUUUCUCUACCAAUGGAUCCAGACCCCGCCACAAAUUUCAAAGGCUUUCCCUUUCUCCACUUAUGAAAAUGGAUUCUAAAUCAACCGAAAAGGUUCCAAAGGAAGAAUCUUCUAUAAAGCUGCAAACGUCUUCAAUUCCUCAGCUUGAAAACCCGAGGCCGUCUAAUCUAAGGUUUGACCGUCUACAACCGUCGGAUCAGGAGCUGAACCAAGAUAGCAGAUUAGAAUUUGGAAAAUUCGUUGCAAGAGAGGCCGUUCUUGAUGAAGAAUUAUGGACAGCGGCAUGGCUUAGAGCUGAAACUCACUGGGAGGAUCGACCAGGUGAAAGAUACGUUGAUAACUUCAAAAGGAAAUUUGCUGAGCAGGAGUUCAAUGCCAUAAAAAGGCGAUACAGUGGGCAACAUGGGCAGACAUAUACAUGUGUUGUCACGGUUAGGAAGGAGGAGAGAAAUGUCAAGCGCACGGUGCUGAAAAGUGUGGUAGGAACCCUUGAUUUCAGCAUUCGGCAUUUGUUGCAUGGAGAGUCUUUUCCCGGGGAACGUGAAAAGCAUCUGUUCUGCAGCAUCAGCAGAACUAACCUGAAUAGAUAUAUUUAUGUUUCCAACCUAUGUGUAGCAAAAUCAGCCCGUCGACAAAGCAUUGCUAGCAAUAUGUUGUAUUUUGUUAUUGAAUCAGCGAGAUCAGAAGGUGUGAAACUGGUUUAUGUGCAUGUUCAUAGAAACAAUGAACCUGCUCUUGAACUGUACCAAAAGAUUGGUUUUGAGAUGGUUGAAAUGGCAAGCUCUCAGUUGUUAAAACAGCAGAUGUACUUGCUUUGUUAUAAGACAUAAAAUUCCUGUUGAAACACAAACCCAGGGGUUCCUUUUUUUUCUUUUUUUGAAUGAAAAAAGGAAACCCUUACAGCUUUUGUAAUCUUUAAGAGGAUUAUGAAUGAUUGAGAAUGGGGAAGGUUUAGGCCCCAAAAAUGUAAUCUCCUCCUUCUAAGGGGACUUUGUGUGUGUUGAUUUCCAAAUCGAAAAUUGUAAAUGCUAUGGGAUUAUUUUUCAUGCUUAUUCUUUGAUGUUAAAAAUACAGUGAAAUUAUGUAUGGUUAUAAAUUACCAGGAAAUACAUCAUUCAUUUUUGGCAACAUGGAUAUGGUUCUAGUUCUGAUUCAGAUUCAUUCCACACUCGUCCACAUAAAGACUUAAAAUUUAUUUUGUAUAUUGAAGUUGCAACAAUUAAAGGGAAAAAGAAAACAUACAUCCACAAGGGGUACAUAGCUAAAGCCAGGAAGGUUGUGAGAAACAGUGGAAUUUGAUGACUGAACAGCGCCUGAAGUCUUUCUGCACUUGGGUAUUGUCCUGAUGACAGUUGUUCAUAAGCAGAGGAGGUAACACUUGGAAUAGAGUAGCCCCUUUCUGGCCCGCCUCAGCCUGUUUAUCUGAUACACGCCUGAUCGCCUGUUCUUUUGUUUCUUGCUCUUGUCCUUUUCACUAAGGUAAAUACUAAAAUAGUAUAUACAUUAAGUCAUUGUUCCCUGUCAUAUGUACCAUGUGGUGUUCAUGACGCUUACCGUGUUUGGAGCGUGUAUUUUUUCGUAUCAUCUAUGCAGUGAAAUUUGACUA